AUGUCUACUUUCUACAUUGAAAACAAGUCGGUUGGCGACUCCAAAAACUCGGAGGAUUGGCGCAUCCGAGGCUACAAUCCUCUCACUCCCCCCGACCUGCUUCAACACGAGAUUGCGCAAACUCCAAAGUCCAAGGAGACCACCGUUCAGGCGCGCAAUGAAGCCGCAGACAUCGUACACGGCCGCGAUGCGCAACGGCGAUUGAUGGUCGUCGUCGGCCCUUGCUCGAUCCACGACCCCAAGGCUGCUCUGGAAUACUGCGACCGCCUGUUGAAGCUGAAGGAGAAGUACAAGGACGACUUACUCAUCGUCAUGCGCGCAUACUUGGAAAAGCCCCGAACAACUGUGGGCUGGAAGGGUCUCAUCAAUGACCCGGACAUCGACAACUCGUUCAAAAUCAACAAGGGCUUGCGCGUGUCGAGGCAGUUGUUCGUGGACCUCACGGACAAGGGCAUGCCAAUUGCUAGCGAGAUGCUGGAUACCAUCUCCCCCCAAUUCUUGGCCGACAUGCUCAGUGUGGGAGCCAUUGGUGCCAGAACGACCGAGUCACAGCUCCACCGUGAGUUAGCCUCCGGGCUAUCUUUCCCUAUAGGCUUCAAGAACGGCACAGACGGCACUUUGGACGUUGCAGUUGACGCUCUGGGCUCCGUCAAGCACCCCCACCACUUCCUCUCGGUCACCAAGCCCGGUGUUGUCGCCAUUGUCGGUACCACAGGCAACGACGAUGCCUUCGUCAUCAUGCGUGGUGGUAAGAAGGGCACCAACUACGACUCCGCAAGCAUCAGAGAGGCGCGCGAGAAGCUGGAGUCCCAAGAACCUCAACCCGCGAUCAACGUCGCCCGCAAUAUCGCUGAGCAGAUCGCAGCCGGAGAGACCGCCAUUGCGAGUGUUAUGAUCGAGAGUAAUAUCAACGAGGGCAACCAGAGCGUGCCGAAAGAGGGCAGGGAGGGUCUGAAGUACGGUGUGAGCAUUACGGACGCUUGCAUCAGUUGGGAAGAUACCGAGGGCGUUCUCCAAGAGCUCGCAUCUGCUGUCGCGAAGAGGAGAGCGCAACUCGGUGUGAACGGCGCUCACUGA
Didymosphaeria variabile is the source of this 1077-nucleotide messenger RNA. It is a transcript of the gene ARO3, whose product is annotated as 3-deoxy-7-phosphoheptulonate synthase. Gene Ontology annotation, molecular function: 3-deoxy-7-phosphoheptulonate synthase activity. Gene Ontology annotation, biological process: aromatic amino acid biosynthetic process. The record is from RefSeq and is a predicted model, not a curated record. The transcript is spliced from 4 exons. Bases 1 to 1077 code for a protein of 358 amino acids. Gene Ontology annotation, cellular component: cytoplasm. Lineage: Eukaryota; Fungi; Ascomycota; Dothideomycetes; Pleosporales; Didymosphaeriaceae.